GCAGGGACACCACAGGGUUCACCAGUUUUGGGCUGCAAACUUGCCGGUGGCUCUGGGUGUUUGUCAGAGCACAGUUCGCCUGGAGUCCUCAGCUCCUCCUUGCUCGCCUUCUUCCUUGGGGGCAGGUGGAGACUUGGAACAGUCCAGAGAUUAGUUCUCUCAACCCGGGCACUGUGGGCUGUCAGAGCCCAGCAAUUUUGCAUAAUCUGUGGUUACAACCCACAGCCCCAGUUCAAAUGAACAUUAGAAGUGCGGGAACCUGGGGGACGUGGGAUAUAAACAUUUGUUCAAAGUGAAUGUUCCGGAGGUAACAUUGUGCCUGCUUCUAAACCGUGGUUGUGAUUUCUUCCUGAUAUUUUCAUCAGUAUGUUUUCUUAAAUAUAUUGCAUGUGGCAAGUAUGAUUAUCAGAUUAAACAAAAAAAUCUCCCACAGAAAUAUAAGCUUCAGUUAAAUAAGUCUUAAUUUUAAAACACCUUCCCAAUAGGAAUAUUUAAUAUCUCGAUUGCCUGGUUAAAUAGAGUGCUUUUUCUCCACAGGAGUCACGUUUGCUCAAGUCAUAUUAUUUUACCUACUAUGCCAAUUUAUGACUCAUGCUAAGUGGGGAAAAAGGGCCUGAACUCUAGUAAGCAAGACUUCUCAUCAAGAGUGUCUAUUUCCUUACUUUUACAAGUGCGCAUGUACCAGGAAGUAGAGCAUAGUUGAACGGCUCAGGUUACGUAAGUUGCUGGAAGCAGGCAGGCACCACGCUAAGAAUAAAGUCCAGGCCUCCAUGCACACUAAAUGUCUUGCCUAGCCAGACUCUUUGGUGUAUUUACAAAAACAUUAUACCUUCUGACACACAUUUUGUGGUUUGGUUCACAAACGUUUCCGGAGUAAAGCAGGAUGUUUAUUACCGACUAAGGAAGCACUUAGGUCUGAAGGACCCAUCCCAGCCCCCUGACUCGCGUAGAAUCACAUGGACUGGUGGUGAGGGAGACUUAGUAAAUUCUGGAAGCCACUCCUGGGCAGGAUAAAGACCUGCGAUUGGCAACCCAAGACCUACCUGCCUUCCUGAUUCCAGAGACCACCAAACCUGUGAGCUUUCAUCCGGGAACUGCAGAAAGGGAGCGGAAGGGCCCUGGACGCUGGCAGAGGCUUUACAAAGAGGCUUCUGUUUGCUUGCUGGUGCAGAGGACAGUGUGAGCUGGGGACCAGAAGGUCAGGUGGUGAAUGAGGUUAUUUUGCUUUUCAGGUCGGAAGGGCAAGAUUAAAAUACAAAGUCACACCCCCAGCAGUUACCGGGUCACCAGACUUUGAGAGAGUAUUUCGUGCACAACAAAACUGUGUGGAGUUUUAUCCUGUAUUUUUGGUUGCAUUCUGGAUGGCUGGGUGGUAUUUCAACGAAGUUUUUGCAACCUUUCUGGGUCUGGUGUACAUUUAUGCCCGUCACCAGUACUUCUGUGGAUAUUCAGAAGCUGCUAAAAACAGGAUCUCUGGUUUCCGCUUGAGUCUGGGGAUUUUGGCUGCAUUGACUGUCCUAGGCAGCUUGGGCAUUGCAAACAGCUUUCUGGAUGAAUACCUGGACCUCAAUAUUGCCAAGAAACUGAAGUGGCACCUCUAACCUUUUCCCCUCCCUUUCCCUUAAUGCUUGUAGAUGCUGUUUUCACCCUAAAGGUAAUAUGGUGUCAGCUGGUUAAAUUUUAAAAAUAAAAGUGUUACUUUGUUUUUCUCGAAAUGACUUUGUAAAAACGUCUGCUUUAGAGAAUACAUUUCCAGUUCGUUUAAGAACUGAAUUUUGUUUUGGGGGAGAUGUGUCCAUAUCAUCAGUUGUGCUGACUCUGGUUUUAGAAGUGCAUGCUGAGGUUGUGACUGCUUGUAUCUGGGCAAAGCCACUUGACCGUGGACCAUACUUUCUGUGGACCCCCACCAGAGCCCAUCUUUGAGAACCGCUUCUCUCUUGAAGUUCCAGACAGAUGCUGAUAAGCAGUCAAGCCCUCUUCAUUACUUGUAGGAAAGCAACAGAUGGCUGGCACUGGGGGGAGUUAGGCAAAGACGUAGAGUAGCCAGAGAAGAGAGUUAUCAACUAACAGAACAAAACAAACCUGGCUGUGGAAAUGUACUUUAUAAAGAAAAAAAAAAAAAAAAGACAUUAUUUUCAAGAAACCAC
Trichechus manatus latirostris (Florida manatee) is the source of this 2147-nucleotide messenger RNA. RefSeq names its product microsomal glutathione S-transferase 2 (gene MGST2). Gene Ontology annotation, cellular component: endoplasmic reticulum; membrane; nuclear envelope. The transcript is spliced from 5 exons. Gene Ontology annotation, biological process: leukotriene biosynthetic process. The coding region runs from base 1362 to 1601 and encodes 79 amino acids. Gene Ontology annotation, molecular function: enzyme activator activity; glutathione peroxidase activity; leukotriene-C4 synthase activity. The record is from RefSeq and is a predicted model, not a curated record. Lineage: Eukaryota; Metazoa; Chordata; Mammalia; Sirenia; Trichechidae.